ACCCAAAACCACAAGCAAGUUUAAGCCUUUUCUCCUCCUCACUCACGAAUCUUCUCUCAAAAAAUCUCUGCCAUGGCGACACUCAAAGAUGUCAUCUCUGACGAGGCACAUCUUGGAUGCGGUGCGAUUCAUGUUAUCACGGGUCCUAUGUUCUCUGGAAAAUCCACCUCUCUCCUCCGCAGAAUCAAGUCAGAGAUCAGCCUCGGAAGAAGUGUUGCGAUGGUGAAAUCGAGUAAGGAUACGAGAUACGCUAAGGAUUCGGUUGUGACGCAUGAUGGAAUUGGAUUCCCUUGUUGGGCUCUUCCAGAUCUGAUGUCGUUUCCUGAGAGAUUCGGACAAGAUGCUUACGACAAGCUUGAUGUGAUUGGUAUUGAUGAGGCUCAGUUCUUUGGAGAUCUUUAUGAGUUUUGCUGCAAAGUUGCUGAUGUUGAUGGCAAAAUUGUAAUUGUUGCAGGCCUUGAUGGUGACUAUUUAAGAAGGAGUUUUGGUGCAGUACUUGAUAUUAUACCAAUAGCUGAUUCUGUGACAAAGUUAACUGCUAGGUGUGAGGCUUGUGGACAGAAAGCUUUCUUCACUCUGAGAAAGACUUGUGACACCAGAACCGAGCUGAUUGGUGGGGCUGAUGUCUAUAUGCCUGUUUGUCGUAAGCAUUAUGUCAAUAAUCAAAUUGUCAUCAAAGCUUCAGAGCAAGUGUUGGAUUCUGACAAGACAAGAGCUGAAUCCUGUGUGGAGACAGAUGCUGUUAUGGUCUAACUAUGAAUUGCUAUGGAAUCAGUAACACAUUAUAAUGAGUUUCGUUUUUUCUUGUAUACGCUAUCGUUUUACUUGUCUGUGUUUACUAUCCCUUACUGUUGUCUUUGAAAAACACUUGUGAUGUUUCUUGUAUAUAAUAUAUCUGAUGCUCUCUCUAUGGCUAGAUUCUGAUCCAUGUUUGAUUCAAGCAUGC
Eruca vesicaria subsp. sativa (arugula) is the source of this 946-nucleotide messenger RNA. The record is from the annotation of a GenBank genome assembly. NCBI's taxonomy places the organism in Eukaryota, Viridiplantae, Streptophyta, Magnoliopsida, Brassicales, Brassicaceae.